Molecule: messenger RNA, 2610 nt
Organism: Pseudophryne corroboree (corroboree frog)
Lineage: Eukaryota; Metazoa; Chordata; Amphibia; Anura; Myobatrachidae
Product: anoctamin-5-like
Exons: 4
Coding region: 1-2610 (869 amino acids)
Biological process (GO): chloride transmembrane transport
Cellular component (GO): plasma membrane
Molecular function (GO): protein dimerization activity; chloride channel activity
Source: RefSeq, a predicted model, not a curated record
AUGCUGCGGAGCGGGAGCAGUCAGUUGGGCGCCGGAGAAGGAGUGGUGAAGAGCUCCAGAAGAGAAGAAUACGGCGGAAGAAGGCCUGGCAAUGACGGUAGAAGCGGCGGCGGGAAGAAGAGGAAGAGGUGGCCGGAGAAGGAGAAGAAGCGGCGGCGGAAAGAAGAGGAGGUGGAGCCCGGGAUCCAGCGCGGAGGUCCGGCGGAGAGUGCUGCACUGUCGUCCCUCCAGGCUGGGUCCGCUGACUAUGCCGGUGUCCAGGGGACAGAAGACCCUUAUGUUCCUAUAGACACAGGGCUGGAGCUAGAGACUGAAGACAAGAAGGAAUCUGAAAAUGGAAAAAUCUAUUUUGUUAAAAUCCACGCACCCUGGGAGGUCCUCUCCACCUACGCGGAGGUGCUGAACAUUAAGGUGCCCAUUAAGGAGAAUGACCUGGACGACAAAGCUGGCAACCCUUUGAAUUACGUGUUGAAGCUCUGCAGACUGCCGGACAAAGUCAUGAACCCGGAGCCGGACUAUUUCACCGCCCCAUUCAGCAAGCAGCGACAGGAGCUGUUCCUCAUCCAUGAUGAGAACACGUUCUUCUCCCCGGCCACCAGGAACAGGAUAGUGUAUUACAUCCUCUCCCGCUGCCCGUAUGGAACAUCAGAAGAUAAGAGAAAGUUUGGACUGAAGAAGCUACUGAGCAACGGGACUUACAACGCCACCUUUCCACUCCAUGAUUGUCAGUACUGGAAGAAGUCUCCGGAGGAGAAGUGCGACAAUGAGCGCUACACCCUGUACAGUCAUUGGGCUAGGUUUGGCAAGUUUUACAAAGAGCAGCCUCUGGACCUCAUUAGGAAAUAUUACGGAGAGAAGAUCGGAAUCUAUUUUGCCUGGCUGGGUUUCUACACGGAAAUUAAAUUCUUAUUUUAUGCUGCGGUUGUGGGAUUUUUAUGCUUCCUUUAUGGCUUGGUAACCAUGGAUGACAGCAACAGUAGUAAAGAAAUCUGUGAUAAGGACAUUGGCGGUCAGAUUAUCAUGUGUCCUUUAUGCGAUCAGAGAUGUGAGUUCUGGAGGCUAAACUCCACCUGUGAACCCUCGCAGUAUUCUCAUUUGUUUGAUAAUGUGGCAACGCUUUUCUUUGCAAUAUUCAUGGAAAUAUGGGUAACUUUGUUCCUGGAGUUUUGGAAGCGGAGACAGGCCAGGCUGGAGUACGAAUGGGACUUGGUGGAUUUUGAAGAAGAACAGCAGCAACUUCAGCUAAGACCGGAAUAUGAAGCCAAAUGUACUCAGAAGAAAAAAAAUCCAGUCACUCAGGAGCUGGAGCCUUACCUGCCCGUAACUAGCAAGGUAGCACGGUUCUGCUUCUCUGGAACCAUGGUGCUCUUCUGGAUCACCCUGAUCAAAGCCAGCACGAUCGCGGUUAUAGUGUAUCGGCUGGCCGUCUAUGCUGCGUUCGCCAGUGUCAUGGAGAACAACGACACGCUGGAACCCAUCAGCGGAUUGCUGACCCCGCAGCUGGCCACCUCAGUGACCGCGUCUUGUCUGAACUUUAUCAUGAUCAUGAUCCUGAACUUCCUGUAUGAACGCGUGGGGAUCUGGAUUACCGACAUGGAAAUCCAGAGGACACACCUGGAGUACGAGAACCGCCUCACCAUGAAAAUGUUCCUCUUCCAGUUCGUCAAUUACUAUUCGUCUUGUUUCUACGUGGCGUUCUUCAAGGGCAAGUUUGUGGGUUUCUCCGGAGAAUACACCUAUAUGUUCAGCCGCUGGCGCAAUGAGGAGUGCGAUCCGGCCGGCUGUCUGAUAGAACUCACCACUCAGCUCACUAUCGUCAUGGCUGGAAAGCAGAUCUGGGGGAAUAUUCAAGAGGCCCUUGUUCCGUGGAUGAUGAACUGGUGGAGGAGACGGAAAACCACUCACAGCCCAGAGAAUUUAUACAGCCGCUGGGAGCAGGACUACGAGCUGCAGGUGUUUGGUCCUCUGGGCCUCUUCUAUGAAUACCUUGAAAUGGUAAUUCAGUUUGGGUUCAUCAUGUUGUUCGUGGCGUCUUUCCCACUGGCGCCGCUUCUCGCUCUGCUCAACAUCAUCCUGGAAAUCCGCGUUGACUCCUGGAAACUGACCACGCAGUUCAGGUGCCCGUUUGCGGCCAAAGCCCACAGCAUCGGGGUGUGGCAGGAGAUCCUGAACGCAGUGGCCAUUCUGUCCGUGGUGACGAAUGCUUUUAUUGUCGCCUUUACUUCCGACAUGAUCCCCCGCCUGGUGUACUAUUACGCCUACUCGGAAAGCGGCGAUUCGGGUUAUAUCAGCAGCAGUCUGUCCGUUUUUGAUAUCAAUGAUUUCAAUAACAUCAGCAUGCCGCUGGAGAAUAUAAUGAAUGUUACAUUUUGCAGGUACAGAGACUAUCGUUAUCCUCCUGACCACAAGAAGAGAUACUUACACACCAUGCAGUUCUGGCAUAUACUGGCUGCAAAAAUGGCAUUUAUAAUAAUUAUGGAGGUAAAAACACCAUCUUCAUGCUUGUAUAUCUGUGUCUCUCAUCUCUCUCUGGCUACACUUUUCACACCCCAAGGAAGUUUGUCUGCACAUGUCUGUGACCCUUCUUCAAUGCAAAAUAACCUCUGUUAA